GAAAUCACCAUUCAGUGUGUUGUUUGUGCACCGUCGUGCGCGGAGCCCGUGUGGUUUGGAGAACUUGAUCAGUCAGCGAUAAGACGCGAGAGGAAACUGUCUUCGGAGUUUCAUAUGCUCGAUGCGUGCUCAGUGAAGAGGACCAGCCACCCCUCCCGGGUCAUGGUGGGUUUCUUUUAGCGGGAUGAGAGCCACCAGGGGCCGUGCGCACUGGGGACAUCCAGGGCGCCGGUAGUGCGCUCUGACUGGUGGGUGGCAGGCAGUAAGGCGAACGGGCUCACGGCUGGGUCGGUGCCCUCCUCAUGACAAAGCGGGGGAUGAAUUUGACCCUGGAGUCAAGAUGAUCGUGGAGUUUUUCCCUUGGAAGAAACUGCGGCGAAACAGCAGAUAUCUUCUGUUUGGGGCGAUUCUGCUGCUCGGAAUUUUUGCGUUCUACCAUGAGACGGUUGCUGCAAAAGUAUGGAGCAGUGACACCGGCAUGAAGGGUGAUGCUGGCGGCAGCUGGGGAGGAGCCAUGUUUGACAGGGCCAGAAAAGUCAAUCAACCAGUCUCUACGGAGGAUUCUGCUGCCUGGAGAUCCAGCUUCAAUCCACAAACCUGGAAACCAGAGUAUAAGGGAAAGGCCAACAUGCACAUCUUCGAGGACUGGUGCGGCAGUUCUACAGCUGACCUCUCCAAGAACCUACACUACCCGCUGUAUGCUCAUUCCAGGACUACAGUGCAGAAGCUGGCCGUUACUCCUAAGUGGACCAACUACGGGCUCAGGAUAUUUGGUUAUAUACAUCCAUACACUGACGGAGAGUUUGUGUUUGCUUUGAGCUCUGAUGACAACUCUGAGUUUUGGCUCAGCACAGAUGACUCCCCCUUGAACUUGCAGUUACUAGCAUGGGUUGGAAAGACUGGUAAAGAAUGGACAGCCCCUGGGGAGUUCGAGAAGUAUGCCAGUCAAACCUCCAGACCAGUUUGGUUAUCUGCUCAGGGAAGGUACUUUUUUGAAGUUAUCCACAAGCAAAACGACAGAGGGACCGACCACGUGGAGGUGGCAUGGCAGCUUACGGACCACGACAGUAGAUUCAUGGUCAUUGAAUCUCGUCACAUCUCUCUCUAUGUUGACGAGUCAGCAUUGUUAAUGAGUGACAUCGCACACAUACCACAAACCGACGCGAGCCACCAACGCACCCCUGCAAAACAGAGCAGCGUCGCAGCAGACAUGCUGAGGGAAGACCUGCGAGACACUCUCUACAAGGUGCCUUUGAUGAACAGCAAGUUAUUACAAGGUGUGCUGCCCGACUGCUCGUACAACCCAAGCUACACAAUCAAGGACUUUCCUCUGAUGCGCUACCAAGGACUGCAGUUUGUCCACUUGUCCUACAUCUACCCCAAUGACUACACCCGCCUAACACACAUGGAGACAGAGAAAAGCUGCUUCUACCAAGAUAGCCCCUACUACAGGAAGAUGUUUGGUUUUUCGAGGUACAUGAGACUAGACGGUCCUGAAAAGGAAAACAUUGGCAUGGAUUUUGGUUUCCAGAAAAGAAAAUCCGAGCAAGAUGAGGAGGACGAGUUUGACUUUGAAGCCUAUCAAAGAGAAAAGGAAGCCAGGCGGGGCCAGAUAGAUAAUGCUCUUUUCCCGGACUAUGGUGACGAUUUUGAUGACUAUAACCAGAGACGCAGGCGAAAACUCUUCUCAUUGGCCAAUCAAGAAUCUAACAAUGCACUCAAGAACGCUUCUGUUACAAGACUGCGGGUGCCAAAGACUCAACCAGUGGCACAACAACCUGCUGAGCCCCUGCAAUUAGUGCCAAUGCAAUCCUCAAAACAGGUAAAACCAAAAAUGAAUCCAAAACGAGUAAAGAGGAAAUUGCUCAAAUCUGUGAAAAAAUCUGUGAGACAAAUACAGAAAAAUGUAACAAUACCAGUGGGUAGACCGAAGCGUAAUAAAAAGAAACGAGCCGUCAGAGUCAAGUCAGAACAGCUAAAUCCUAAACAGCUUCAAAUCCAGAAGGCCCAUAAAAUGAAUGACACCCAAAUCCAAAGAAUCAAAACCGUAAAUCUUCGACCUGUAAAGAGGGAUGUUCCUUUGCUUGAAACAUCCAAAGUGGCCAAGCAAUGGAAAAAUGAAAUUGAAAAAGGAGCAAUGGAGCUCGAUCAAACCUCCACCAAGCGUUCCACCACCCCUAAGAGGGAGCAUCCUUUAGUGAGAUCCAAUCAGAGGGGCCGAUAUAGAAGAAAACACCUCAGGGAUAUGGAUGUAUUGAUGAAUGUGACUCUUCAAAAGGAUCUGGACAAUAGCGUUCGCAGAGCAAAGAUAAUCACGAGUGGGAAAAAAGACACAAAGUGGUCGGAUACAAAUAGAGGUGAGGAGCAAGUGGGCGAUGAGGACGAGGUUCAGAACAGGGCUGUGAUCAGGAAGGAAACUGUAGAGAUGGAGAAAGACUCCCUGUGGGGACCAGUAGGAGACUUUGAAGGUAUGGAUGACGAGGAUAGCACCCCAGCACCGGUGUUUGACCCCGAGAUAAACUGGAACCAGACCUUCCAGGUCAGCCCCCUGGACCUUCAGGCAAAGCGAUCGGAUUGGAUAGACCUGCACUGCAACAUCUCAGGCAACCUGCUGUUCCAAGCCAGUGAAGCUAUGCCCAUGGUGGAGGCUUUCAUGGAGCAACUCAACAACAAGCACCACGGACAGUAUACACUGGUCCGUGUGGUCAAUGUGGUGAAGCGUGUGGACACGAUCCAGGGCAACCGCUACCUUCUGGAGCUGGAGCUGAAAGACGUGCACGGCCAUCUGCUGCGCCUGUCGCACUACAUUUAUGCUCUGAUUCGCCACAGCAGCCUGAGCGAAGACAACUUCGAUUACCAUCAGCCCAAACCUCAGCCCAAACCUCAGCAGGUGCUGUGCAACCCCGUGGGCUUCCGCUGGAAUCCUACUGCAACCGUCCACUUCAUAGUACCAGUGAAAAACCAGGCCCGGUGGGUGCAGCAGCUGAUAUCUGACAUGGAACAGCUGUUCAGAGAAACGGGAGACAUGAACUUCAAUCUCAUCAUUGCAGACUACAACAGCACUGACAUGGACGUGCGGAGUGCUUUGCAGAAAUCCAAACUCUUCAGGUACCAGUAUGUGAAGCUUGGUGGAAACUUUGAGCGCUCUGCUGGUCUACAAGCAGGUAUCAACCUUAUAGAUAAUGACCACAGCAUUGUGUUCCUCUGUGACCUACACAUUCACUUCCCUCCCUCCAUCAUCGACACCAUCAGGCAGCACUGUGUGGAGGGAUACAUGGCCUUUGCUCCAAUUGUCAUGAGACUGGACUGCGGGUCUACGCCAGCUGAACCCAGAGGUUACUGGGAAGUCAAUGGCUUUGGCCUGCUGGGGAUCUAUAAAUCCGAUUUGGAUGCAGUGGGAGGAAUGAACACCAAAGAAUUCACAAACCGCUGGGGAGGAGAAGACUGGGAGCUUCUUGACAGGAUUCUUCAGGGAGGGCUGGAAGUGGAGAGGAUCUACUUGAGGAACUUCUUCCACCGCUUCCACUCCAAACGUGGCAUGUGGAACCGGCAGAUGAUUCCCAGCAACAGGUGACCUUAUGUCCUGUCGCCUCACUAUGACCAGGGUCGCCACGGUUACAACAACCAUGGCCACCAGAGCACUUUAAACAGCUUAAGCCUGCGUUAAGCUGAUGCUAGUUGCUAAGGAGAUACUUCUGAUAUACUCCAUUUGUUUCACUGGAUGUGUUAACUACUGAGAGGAUACUGCUCUGACUAUGAGAUCUUACAUAUGAAGAUACUGCUGUGCACCAUGUUGCUGACUUUGACUAUAAUGAUCUGCACUGCUGGCUGCAAAAAAAGAACCCUCCAAAAACAGAACAUGAGUUAAAAGACAUGGUUCACUCCCAGAAAUCACACAUCAAGUGUCCCAUAACUUUAAGCACAAGAGUCUUAACUGGAGGAAAAACUGUUUUGUAUCUGGCAUAAUGCAAACUGACUGCCAUUUGUGUAUUUGGUAAAACACAGCCUUAUUUGUUAUGUUGUAAAUUAUAAAAAAGAUAUAUAUUUAUUAUAUCAGUGUUUUUAGGAUUUUUUUUUUAUGUCAGUUGUCAAGUGCUCUUUUGUGUUUGCAUUGACACAAAUUGUGCCUUCUGUUGUCACUGCUACUCAGGUACUGGGGCCACAAAGGUCUGUUUUUUGUGUGUGUUACAUACAGGAAAAGCCUUAAAGUGGAAAAAAAAACAUUUUAAAUUGAAGUGAUUCCUUUCAUUGAUGGUAGCAUUUAGUUUUAUCAGAGGACAGUCCAUUGUGUGUUUUAUACAGAAAGGAUAUUCAAAUAUUUUUUUGACAUCUCCCUUUCCUUACACUGCUGCAAUUUACUAAAAGAGAAUUGAUGGAUGAACUGCAGAAAGGUCAUACAGAUUUGUUUUUACUCACAUGUCAUGCUAUCGAAAAUCUGCUGAACCUAACAAAUUUUAUUUGUUUUAAUGAGUCUGUAUUUUAAUCAGUUUAUGACGCCUCCCAUUCUAACAUUAGGAAAUACUGUUUUUGUGUCGAAACAGUCAGGACAUAUAGUGAAAGAAACAUGAUCUUGUGUAUUUAUUACAUUGUUUUAUUGUUAUUUAAGACCAGCGAAACGGCAGCAUUUUCUCACAGCUCACAUUCCUGUUCAGCAAGUCUUUGUGGGGACACUGGUGGCGCAGUGGUUAGUUCGCGCGCCCCGUGUAUGGAGGCUGUCGUCUCAAGCGGGCUUCACCUGUGGCCUCUUUCCCGCAUGUCGUUCCCCACUCUCUCUCUCUCUGAUUUCCGACUCUAUCCACCGUCCUAUCUCUCCAUUAAAGGCACAAAAAGCCCCCCCAAAAAAUCAAUUAACUUGAUAGCUGUUGAACAGUUUCAGCUGAGAUUUAAGGAAAUAAUAACACAAUUCUCAUGUAAUGCCAAAACAAUGCUGUUUUAUUUUUUGUUAAGCAACACUGCCAGGAAUUGUGUUGCGUUUAUUUUAUUUUUUCCCAGCCUGACAUCCUCUUGUACUGAAGAACUUAAGCUUUUGUAAUGCAGAUACUGAUUUGGCAGGGAUGUUAGAUGUUUCUCUUCUCGGUCCAUUUCUAUUCUCUUACUUUCUCUUCUUCCAUUAGAUAUACCUCAUCAUCUCCACCUUUGUGCUGGGAAUUAACCUCUUUGUCCAGUUCUGGAUUCUCUUCACUUAGGGUUAUGUUUGUUUGUGUCAUUUUUCUACUGCUUUGACAAAUUUGUGGAAUAAACUUCUCGUGGCUUAAUUUCA
Molecule: messenger RNA, 5260 nt
Organism: Labrus bergylta (ballan wrasse)
Lineage: Eukaryota; Metazoa; Chordata; Actinopteri; Labriformes; Labridae
Gene: b4galnt3b
Product: beta-1,4-N-acetyl-galactosaminyl transferase 3b
Cellular component (GO): Golgi cisterna membrane
Molecular function (GO): acetylgalactosaminyltransferase activity
Source: RefSeq, a predicted model, not a curated record